AUGAAGAAAAACUCAAUUGACAUUUUCUUGAGCACCGCGAAAGAGUCAGAGAAAAUGUUCUUCAUGUGGUACUCUUGUGUGUUCGAUCUAGUGCAUGGAUUGAGGCCGAACAUUGAGGAACCCGAUCCAGAGACCGAAGGACAAGUUACAGAAGGACAAGAUAACAAGAAGAAAUCCCCGGAAUGGGAUAUGGACAACGAUGAGUACUAUCGACAGUUUGCGAAUCGAAAGGAUGAACUUUACAGGACUCGAAGCAGACGCGAUAGUGCUGAUGAGUUUGGCUCUGAACUGACUGAAGUGAGGGAGCAAAGUGAUGUCGAGGAUGAGACAGAAACGGUGAAAGCAAGAUCAACAUGCACUGAGGAGAGCUAUGAUUCCGAUGUCACCGAAGAGGAUGAUGAGGAUGAGGCUGAGGCUGAGGCAGAUCUCGUCUGCUUCAGAAUUAGAGGAUUACCCGGACUCCUUCAAUUGGCCUCAAUCGCAACGACGAGAUCCGAAGAAUAUGAGACCGAUCAUUUUGGGAUUAUAGAGAUCUAUUCCGGUCCUGAAAGAAUGGCGAUUCUUCGAUCAAUCGGCAUGCCGAAUCCAUUCAAGAGAACGGCUAUUCGAAAACUUGCAAAAAUCUACUUCAACAAGAACAGCAACAAUUUUCGGCCCUACACUUGCUUGUUGAUUGCGAUGUUAUACGGAGCACACACAGCUGUUGGAGAGAUGUUCGAAGAGAUCAGUAAUGCUUAUGGAAAGCAAACGCCUGGCUCAAUCGACGAUAUGACUGGAGGACCGAUUGGUCAAUGCCAUUUUAUGAGCGAAAUGUGGUCUCGGUUCAAAGAUUUGCAGGAACUUAAGGAGAGGAAUUCAAAGGACUAUAGCACUGGGCACAAGCGAUGGUUGGCCAAAUAUAAGCAGUACUCUUCAGUUAAUGCUCAACCGGAGCUCUACGCUUGUUUAACGUUUAUGGCAAUGGUGUUGGAUACGGCUCACGCUGAGGAGCACAGGAGAACGUUGGCGCUGGAUAUGAGUGUCCCCUUCGUCUUGCGAAUCGCUUUUUGUGCAAUGUACAUGAAACGACUCGAACUUCUCUCAAUUCUAUGCACUCAAAUGGAAGUGGCAAACGAUUUGAACAAGCUGAUCUUUCUCGGUCUUGGGCCCCAUCCGCAGCAUUCGAGUGUUAUUGAAGUGGGUGUU
Mesorhabditis belari is the source of this 1185-nucleotide messenger RNA. Lineage: Eukaryota; Metazoa; Nematoda; Chromadorea; Rhabditida; Rhabditidae. The record is from the annotation of a GenBank genome assembly.